Jatropha curcas is the source of this 743-nucleotide messenger RNA. RefSeq lists its product as uncharacterized. The record is from RefSeq and is a predicted model, not a curated record. Lineage: Eukaryota; Viridiplantae; Streptophyta; Magnoliopsida; Malpighiales; Euphorbiaceae.
GUAGUCAUUAUAAGCACCUUUUGUUUUGAAAGAAAAUGGAGUCAAUCAAGAAUCAGAAAGACCAAACCAAGCUAACAAGCAAAUCCAACAAUUCUUCCCACUUUGUCUGGCUACCCGCUAAGUUUGAAGACGUAGCAAUUUUAUUUUCUGUUUUGCUAUUUUAUUCUUCAAUGCUUACUUUAAGUUUCAAUUUCAUGCGGUUCUUUAACUCUAACAUUGGCAAGAAUUACAUUUUCCUUCUCUGCAAUGGGAUUCUUGUUUUUAUCUUCAAGAAUUCUGGUCUGAUUGGCAAUUCUAAUCAAGAAAGUAGUACAAUUAAGAAACCAGAGAAAAGAAUGGUCAUUGAAGUUAAAGAAGGGCAAGAAAAAGAACUGAACAAGUCUUUGGUUAUGCUAGGAGGAACGGGUAUUGUUCCCUUUUCCGCCCAAGAUGAAGCUGACAAACGAGAAAAUGAGAUUGUUAUCGUUCAUAAAGAAGAAGAAGGCGAAGACGAAGAAGAAGACAUUGGAUUGCUGAGUGUAGAAGAGUUGAACAAGAAAUGUGAUGAUUUUAUAAGAAAGGUGAAAGAAGGGAUCAAUUUUUAAAGAUAAGGAACAUUCAAUAUCAAUUAAUGGGUAGAUUUUUUUUUUCUUUUCAUAAUUUAAAUAUGUACAAUUUUGAAAAUUACGGAAUGAGAGCUGGCCACGGUCAGAUUCAAAUCGGGAUUGAACUAGAACAGAAUAAAAAAGUGAUCAGUUUGGAAA